Trichoderma atroviride IMI 206040 is the source of this 2922-nucleotide messenger RNA. The record is from RefSeq and is a predicted model, not a curated record. Lineage: Eukaryota; Fungi; Ascomycota; Sordariomycetes; Hypocreales; Hypocreaceae.
AUGGUUACCACGUAUCAUCUUCAAUCAGUAGACAAUGAGUUGUCAGGCCGUCUUGCACUGGUAACAGGAGCCAGUGGUGGGAUUGGCUCGGCUUGUGCGAAAUCCCUGGCUUCUGAAGGCUGCGACGUUAUCCUUCAUUACUCUUCUAGCAAGGACAAAGCAGAGUCGCUAGCCUCCGAACUCCGACAAAGCCAUCUGAAUCAAUUAUUCGUCACCGCUCAAGCCGACUUAACGAACAGAGAAUCCACGCGAGAUUUUGUCACCACCGUGCUGAGUACGCCGGCCAUCGCCGAGAAACACAAGGCGAUAUCCGUGCUGGUUGCAAAUGCCGGCAUUGGCCGUCGCAUUCGCCAUGUCAAGGAUAUCGAGGAACAAGACUGGGAUGACAUUAUGGAAGUCAAUGCCCGGAGCCAGUUUGUCAUUACAAAGGCUGCUGUGGAGGGGAUGCGUGAGCAAGGCUGGGGACGAGUUAUUCUCGUGGGCAGCAUUGCGAGUCGGGGAAGUGGUUUAAACGGAUGUCAUUAUGCAGCCUCGAAGGGUGCUUUAUCUCAACAUUGUCAGUCCAGCUUCGUUUCACCGGCUAUGAUUGGAGCUACAGGCAUGAUUCCCACUCCAAAACAGAGGACCUGGACGUCAAAGGAUGACAUGGAGGCGAUGAAGGAGUCUGAUCCAGGACUUGCAAUUGCCAGCAGUGUGCCGAUACAUAGGCUUGGGAUACCGGAAGAGGUGGCUAAUGUGGUAGUCAUCGAUUCUGCGGGAGUGUCGGGCGUGCCUCCAUGCCGUCGAUGUGUCGAACACCAGCUGGAAUGCGUCUUGACAAAGUCGAGGCGUGGUGGGCGCCGCAUCAAGGGCGUUCGCAAUUCCAUGAUUCAGACGCCCAGCCGCAACAGCGAAGGCCAUGACCCGGCAAACACGACGCACAAUGACGAAGACGACGACGACGACGACGACGACGAUGAUAAUGAAGAUUAUAGCGGCCAACACGCAAGUCAUGCUCGCCCCGACCAGCAUCCAGGCGGCGCGGAUGAUAUGCGAGCAUGGCUUUCGUCGUCGCAGCAGACCGGCAACUGGCCUGACGAGGGGGGUUCCACUCGUGAGAUUGCAGAAUCGAGAACGAGUUCGGACGGAUUGGAAGGCCACAUUGCCAAUACCGAUCUUUUGAACCCCUCAGAUGCCCUCGACCUUCUCGCCCAGGUUGCCGACCUGGAUCCUGAUAGGCAGCGAAAUGCGCUGGCGGGCCAAGCCGGCUCUAAUAGUAGACUUGCAGUGGACGGCAUGCCACAAAUCGUCGGUAGAUCGGCUGCCAGCUACUAUCCUCCGCUGGAUGAUGGCAUAAUAACGCCGUCCGAGGCGUCAUAUCUUGUCAAAAGAUAUCAUGAAAACUUUCAUCCAUUCUUUCCGGUUGCUCAUAGCGCCAUAUUCAAGGGCUCAAUAUCGGAAUGGGCAGCCAAGGAACCCCAUCUCUUGACAGCAAUCCUUACCGUUGCUUCAAAAGACGACCCGGCCUGGUUUAGAGUGUACGACGCGUGCUCUCGCCACAUCGAAACCUUCCUGUCGAAUUUUAUAUAUGCCGGAUCCAAUUCUGUUGGCUCUGUAGAGGCGCUUCUUAUUCUUGCAGAAUGGGCGCCACAACGCCCGCAGGAGAAUUCCUCCAUUGGGUGUGGUCAAGAAGACCACGGUGCUUGGAUGCUUGUAGGCUUGGCUGUAAGGCUAGGAUACCUGCAAAGGCUUGAGCAGUCCGCGCUAUUACCGGAUGAAGGGAAACUUUCAGCGGAAAUGAGUAGGAAACGGGUUGUUUGGGCAGCGUGUUACAUGUGCGACCGACAAGUCUCAAUCCGACUUGGAAAAGGCUUUUGGUCUCGCGGGCCCGGCCCAGCUCUUCAUCUACGGGCUGCAGACUUUCCAACGUUGCAAGAGCAGGCGCUUGGCCCAGACAACAUGGGCCUGUUGUUUCAAGCCCACCUUGAACUUACCCAGCUGAUCAGCAAUGCUCACGACAUUUUGUAUUCGUCAACGAGUCACCGGCAGCAGCUGUACAUUGGCGGGGAAUACGUCAGAUACAUUGAUGAUUUUGCUUCCAUGGUGCGGAAAUGGAAGCUUUCAUGGGCGAACCAUAGCUUCACGCCUCCCGUGAAAGCCUCAUUGGUGCUGUCUUUUGAGUUCCUAAGACUCUACAUCAACGCCUUCGCCUUUCAAGCCAACUUGAACCGGGCCGCAGCCCGCAAUGCGCAAGCAGGCCCUGGUAAAGCUAGUGGGCCACUGUUUUCCAAUGUUGCUGGGAAGCCAGACGCCCGAUUCAUAUAUGAGUCCAUCGAUGCUGCAAACUCGCUUCUCAGCAUCUUGAACAGCUUCAUCGACCCUGUGGCCGGCCUAAAAUGCAUGCCGCUCAAAUACUGUCUCUACGUGAUCUAUGCCGCCGUCUUUUUAUUCAAGGCAAGAAUGGCGGGUGCCAUUAGCAGCGAGGGUAGCGAUCGCGGAGUCCGUCGUGCAAUCCAUGGUACUAUUACACAGCUACAGAAAACGUCGGACAACCCACAAAGUCUUGGAAGGCGAUAUGCAACGUCGCUCCGCCUUCUUUGGAGGAAAUCCAGCACAAAGCAGCCAAACAAAUCUGCUGCUGCUCGCCGCGAUCCCUUGACUGAACCGCCAACGCCGACAAUGGACGACAUCCGAGCGCAAGAAGGCAUUCCCCUGCUGCCUACUGGCAAAGCGGCCAUGGACAUGGAUCCAUUGAGCGGGUUUUCGUGGAGAGAUCUGGAUUCACUUGGGCAGUUUAUUGCGGGUAAUUCAACAAUAUCCAUGACAGACGGGAUGCUUGCUGGGGGGGAAUUUGAUUGGGAACAUAGCUCCGGUGGACUGGACGAUCUUGUAGUGCAGCCGCAGUUUGACACGAGGUGGGCCGGGCAUGAUAUAAUUUUUUGA